AUGUGGGGUGCCAGAACCUGCCAUCGAGAAUCAGGAAUGAACCUCUUAACACCGACACAGUGUUGGGAAGCAGGCACUCUCAUUUGUACGGUGCUGGCCCCGGGCCCGAGCGGGGCGGCGGGCGGUGCGGCUGAAACAGAGCUAAUUUCUGGUGGAUCAGAUAAGCAGCUUAUUCUUUGGGAGUGGAAUGGAAUGGGAACAUGGAAUAAUCAGCUUGUGAGAAGCGUUCCUCUCGAAGGCCACACCGAAGCUGUUUGUGCAGUGGAUGCUGUCUACCAGUCAGAUGAACCUGACUCACAUCUGUUAGUAGCUUCGGCAGCUUCUGACUCUACCGUGAGAAUCUGGGCUCGGCGAGGAGGUUCAGAAGUUAAAUGCAUUCAGAUAUUGCAGUUUGGAAAUGGAUUUAUUAUGGAUGUUUCCUUAUCUUUCUUGCCUGGCAGCAAUGUACCAAUCUUGGCUUGUGGUGGUGAUGACUGCAAGAUAAAUUUGUUUAUACAGCAGGAUGGUCAGUUUCAGAGAACAUUAACACUCCCUGGCCACGAAGACUGGAUAAGAAGUGUUGAGUGGGCAGUGUGUGGUGAGGAGCUCUUGUUAGUAAGCUGUGCUCAGGAUUGUUUGAUAAGAAUUUGGAAAGUGUGUACAAAAUCGAAGCAAUUUCCAGAAGAUGAAAAUUACUCCAUAAGACUGAAGGAGAAUGUUUUUACCGUUAAAGACCCCCUUAAAACAUAUGCAGUUACCUUGGAGUCUGUGUUGGCUGGUCAUGAAAACUGGGUUUAUGCAGUUCACUGGCAACCUUCCUUUUUCAAAGAUGGCAGCAUGCAGCAGCCCAUGAGAAUACUGUCUGCGUCCAUGGACAAAACUGUGAUUCUGUGGGCACCUGAAGAGGAAUCUGGAGUCUGGCUAGAACAGGUGCGGGUAGGAGAAGUCGGCGGCAACACGCUUGGAUUUUUUGACUGCCAGUUUAGCCCAGAUGGUUCAAUGAUUGUUGCUCAUGCUUUUCACGGAGCGCUGCACCUCUGGAAACAGGCUGCACUGAAUAAGAAAGAAUGGACUCCAGAAGUUGUGAUCUCAGGACAUUUUAGCAGUGUAGAGGAUGUAAAGUGGGAUCCCCAAGGAGAGUUUAUCGUCAGUGUUGGUUCUGAUCAAACUACUAGAGUCUUCGCUCCCUGGAAGAGAAAGCACGAGGCAGAGGUAACCUGGCAUGAAAUCGCGCGGCCCCAGAUACACGGUUACGACAUGCGCUGCCUGGCCAUGGUCGGCCGCUUCCAGUUUGUGUCCGGGGCGGAUGAAAAAGUGCUGCGAGUCUUCCGGGCUCCCAGGAAUUUUGUAGAGAAUUUCAGUAACAUCACUGGUAUUCCAGUUGGGAAGCUACACUACCGCCAAACAUCUGACCUUCCGAAAGGUGCAGUUGUGCCAGCUUUGGGCUUGUCCAAUAAAGCCAUCUUUAAAGAAGAUAUCGCUCUUCAGCCAGCUGAAGAUGAAGAAACGUUUAACACAAUUUCCAAUCAGUAUCCUGAGAUUGAUUUUCAACCCUUGAUCCUUACAGAACCUCCCCCAGAGGAUCACUUGCUGCAGAACACCUUGUGGCCUGAAAUUCAAAAGCUGUACGGACAUGGAUAUGAAGUUGUUUGUGUUGCCUGCAACAAUUCCAAUACAGUGAUUGCCUCAGCAUGUAAGGCUUCCAAAAAAGAACAUGCAGCUAUUAUUUUGUGGAGCACUGCUUCUUGGAAGAAACUGCAGAGUUUGACAUUUCACAACCUGACUGUUACUCAGCUGGCGUUUUCUCCCAAUGACAAACUUUUAUUAGCUGUUUCUAGAGACAGGAACUGGUCACUGUGGAAGAAACAAGACUCAUCAGAGUCAGGACCUGUUUUCUGUUUCUGUGCGUCCACAAACAAAAACACAGCUCUUCACAGUCGAAUCAUUUGGUCUUGUGACUGGACACCGGAUAGCAAGUAUUUUAUUACUGGCAGUAGGGACAAAAAGGUCAUUAUCUGGGGCCAGUGCGACUCGCCUGAGACGAGCGAAGGGACGGCGCUGGACGCGGUGCGGCCUCGCUCCACGGCGCUGGACGCCGGCGAGUCGGUCACGGCAGUGAGCGUGGGCUGCGUGCUGGCGCCCGGCGGCAGAUACAUCAUUGCAAUAGGCUUAGAGAGCGGGAUGAUUAAUUUGCACACGUGGAAGCAGAGUGGGCAGGAACCAGCGUCGGAGGAUUGGAGCAAGUGUGUCCAAAUGGAUAACAGCCAAAGCCACGCUCUUGCUGUGAAGCGUCUGUGCUGGAGACCCCGGAAGGGCAGAGCUGGACAUGACGACCACGACAGCAGCAAGUGGUUGCAGCUUGCAAGUUGUGGUGCUGAUCACUGCGUUAAGAUAUUCAAUGUCAACAGAUCUGCUUUUUAAGCAAUGGCAGUGACAGGCCUGCCUGAGCA
Messenger RNA from Tinamus guttatus (white-throated tinamou), 2429 nucleotides. NCBI's taxonomy places the organism in Eukaryota, Metazoa, Chordata, Aves, Tinamiformes, Tinamidae. The record is from RefSeq and is a predicted model, not a curated record.